AUGACCUUUUAUCCCUGUGUCCUCGUCAAUGUUGUGUCGUGGAUCUUUCCUGAAUUCAAGUUUCAAUGGCUAGUAGAUGAGACAAAAAGAAACCUACCAUUAGAGCUUGAUUUCGUCUGUGAAGGAAAUAACGCUGAGAGGGUGGCAAGGAUGCUUAAGCAAUUUUCUUUCCUGAAGGUGCCAAAAAUAGUGUGGGAUUUGACAACGGAGCGAGUGCUGACAAUGGAGUUUUGUGAUGGUGGCCAAGUUAAUGACAAGGAUUACAUCAAGAAACAUGACAUUUGCAUCACUGAGGUCACUAAAAAUCUCAGCAAGAUGUACAGCGAGAUGAUAUUUGUGCAGGGUUACGUGCACAGUGACCCCCAUCCUGGCAACGUACUGGUAAAGAAGACUCCACAGGGAACCCAGAUAGUUCUGCUGGACCAUGGUCUUUAUGCUACACUGACCAGUUACUUCAGGGUUAAUUAUUCGAAGCUGUGGCUGUCCUUGAUUGCUUCGGAUGUCGAGAAAAUCCAGAAAUAUGCUACACGCUUAGGAGUUGGUGAUCUCUACCAAUUGCUGUCAUGCAUGAUCACAGCUAGGAGUUGGAAAUCGAUCUCAAGUGGCAUAAGCAAACAAGUAACAGCCGAAGAGAAUGCAGAGAUACAGCAGAUGGCAGCACUGUACCUACCGCAGAUAACGGACGUGUUAAGCCGUGUUAGCAGGGAGAUGCUGCUCAUCCUAAAGGCCAACGACCUUCUGCGUGGCAUCGAGUACAGCCACGGCAUCCAGGCGAGCACCGGCUACUUCCUGACGAUGGCGCGGCACUGCGUGCGUGCCGUGUACGAGUGGCGCCACCACCAGUGCGGCUCGCGUUGGUGCCGGGUUCGUGUUGCCUGUGCGAAGCACUGGACCCUGCUACGUAUAGACAUCUACGAGCUGCUGCUGCGCUGGAGCGACUCCGCUCUCAUUGUUUGGCUCACCAGCAGAUUUGCAGUCGCGUAGACAAACUUUUACUGCAAAGCAUCAGUGGGUGCGAGAGAGACAUUACUAUAAUUUCAUUGCAGUCAGACACACAAAAUUACUUGCAUCGUGACUGCACCAUUUUGCAUCAUUUUAAUGGUGAGUGUGCAAUAAUUUUCUGUGAUUUAAAAUAUGUGACACAUGCUAAGUUAAUAUUUGCCUGUGGUAUUUUUGAUGAGAACAUAAUUGUAUUUGUUGUGCUUGUUCAGUAGUUGAGGAAGCACCGAUAUCGUAUAAAGUUGUAAUAAUACUUCCAGUCUGUUCAUGUGUCAUUUAACAUUUUAUAGAAUACAUAAAUGUCAUCCGACAUUAUGGCACGUUUAGAAUAUAAUGGUGAAAGCGAA
Priapulus caudatus is the source of this 1346-nucleotide messenger RNA. RefSeq lists its product as uncharacterized. The coding region runs from base 1 to 984 and encodes 327 amino acids. The record is from RefSeq and is a predicted model, not a curated record. Gene Ontology annotation, cellular component: mitochondrial inner membrane. NCBI's taxonomy places the organism in Eukaryota, Metazoa, Priapulida, Priapulimorpha, Priapulimorphida, Priapulidae. The transcript has 6 exons. Gene Ontology annotation, biological process: mitochondrion organization; lipid homeostasis.